CCUAUCCUGAGCGCAAGAGGUCAGGGGUGAUACAAGUCUGUUAGCGACCUCGGCUCUGACGCUUGGUGAGAUAGAUAGUGUUUGCUGUUUGGGUGGAAAACCUAAUAAUGCUUGACAAGGACCAGGAAAUGGCUCAAGAAGAAACGUUUAGAUGGAAGUCAAUAUCUUAUACACAUGUUGAAUAUGAAGAAGGUGAUUUAUUCGGAAAACUAUUGGCAUGGACAAGUCUUACUCCAAUAUUUAUUAUGGUUGGAUUUGCCACCCACAUAUAUUUUCGAAGAGAAGUGCAUACAAUAACGUACAUGAUCGGUCAAGUGUUAAAUGAAUUAUUCAACUCCGUACUGAAGAAUGUUAUCAAAGAACCUCGACCACCCAGCUCACAUGGGGGAAAUCUGAAUAUAUAUGGGUGGCCUUCUGCUCAUUCCCAAUUUAUUUGGUUUUUCAUUACUUAUUUAUUGCUUUUUAUAUAUAUCAGGUCACAGAGCAAUAACAGCACACUAGACACACUGUGGAAACAUGCCAUGUUCUUCUUAUGCAUUUCAUUCGCUAUUUGUGUAUCAUAUAGUCGUGUGUAUCUUGUGUAUCACACGACUUGGCAGGUGUUUUGCGGGGGUGUGCUAGGCUCUACUGGAGGUUUCAUUUGGUUCAUAUUGACACAGACAUUAUUCACUCCGUUGUACCCAGAUAUUGUUAAUUUAAAACUAUCUGAAGUACUUUUGUUGAGAGAUUCUACUUUGAUCCCGAACAUUAUGUGGUUUGAGUACACGACGUCAAGACAGGAGUCCAGAUCAAGACUGAGAAAGAUGCCAAACAAAGUCCAGUGAAAAUGUGCAAUUUGUUGGACUUGGCAAAAAGUGGAGUUCAAAGAUUAUCAGAAGAAUGGUUGAAAUAUUAGUAGAAUAUGUAUGAAGAUGGUGCCUACGUUGUUGCUUGAUUUUAUAAAUAAUUUUUCUAAUUUCCUGGACCAAAUAUGAACAAUUUUAUUUCAUUGCGAUACGGGUACAAAUUAGUGUUUACCUCUAACAAAAAAAAAUUUGCACGUUUGCUGCCAUUUGUAUCAUUUUAUAAUCACGUUUUGAGUAAAUUAAUCUAAUAACAAUGUUUUCACUAA
Molecule: messenger RNA, 1111 nt
Organism: Styela clava
Lineage: Eukaryota; Metazoa; Chordata; Ascidiacea; Stolidobranchia; Styelidae
Product: dolichyldiphosphatase 1-like
Biological process (GO): protein N-linked glycosylation; lipid biosynthetic process
Cellular component (GO): intracellular membrane-bounded organelle; endoplasmic reticulum membrane
Molecular function (GO): dolichyldiphosphatase activity
Source: RefSeq, a predicted model, not a curated record